AUGGAGCUUCCUGUAAAGCUCCUCCUGGAGGGAGCCCCGAAAAGGCAGCGGUAUUUUCGAGUGGCACAUAUUCUUUUUGGUGACGGUGGUGGCUGUGGUGGAGAGUGGCUUCAUGCGAGCGCGUGCGAGGAGCUCUUGGUAGCUGCUGCAGGGUACCUAAAGGAAGGAUUGAGUGUGCGUGAUGUGCAUAAAUUUCGACGUUGGUGUAAAGAGAACCCUCAUUGGUGUUUGGAGGAAUGCUUGGUGUCUACACAAGACGAAGAUGAUGUGGGCACACGGGCAGAUUUGGCGAUGCAACAUGCUCUUUCGGCGUUAGAUCGUUCGCGGGGUGAAGAUAUUGGUAGUGCGUCGAACCAGAGCUCUCCGUUAACGGCGAAAAGGAGUCGCUUGGAGGCAGUAGAACUGCAUGAAUUGAGGGAACAGCUACGUGUAGCCGAAGUGUUCGCUGACAUGCACGACCACGGUGCGAUGAGUAAAACUUUAAACCGCCUCCUGGUAUCGGUCCAGUCAAUGUAUCAAACGACUCUUAAUUCGCACAAGGUAGAGUUUUUCUUUGUGCAGCUCGAAAUUAUCCGACGAAGUGUGGAGCUUUUUCUAAGUAGUGGUGACCUGAAUGCUGUACGUGGUCUUGUGGGGGCCUCGACGACGACACUCAUCGAGAAUGCUGCACAGUGCCUGCUGUCGGCACAGGGUGGAAACUCAUCACAUGUGGCAUUGCAGCAGCGUUGCUCGGAGGAGAUGAUGUCAGAGCUGGAAGAGUGUGUCCUGUUUUUUUCCAUGGUGCGAGCCCUGGGCAUGUUUGAGGACCGCGAUUUCAAAGGCUUCGCGAACGUCUUCACGGCAAAUGGCCUGCGUGGGGCCAAAUGGGCCCCCAUCGCCGAAGAGUUGAUCACAAAACGAGGCACUUCGCAAGUCGCCGCCUCGUUGGGUGCACGUGUAAACUCCCCGGGCGCAUUACCUGCAAUUCGGAAUCUGCGUCGGUUUGUGGGGGAGUUCAUAACAUCAGGAACGCAACUAGGCGUAAUGUUGUUGUUUUGCGCCGUUGCAGCGCUGCCACGUAUGGAGGCGCUUGAGCUGGUGUCGCGUGUGGAUGUAAUGCAGCUUUGGGAAGAUGUUCCUGGUGCUCAUAUGAUUUUGCAGGCGUUGCGGCAAGCCAGAUUUGCCGACGCUCUUCGCUCUGCAUCCGUGUUAGCUACCAUGAUGCUGAAAACCGACCUUUUCGCCUACAAGCAUAGUGAACUACUUCUCCUGCAAAUGAAACAAAGCAUUAUUGCAGGGUAUACAAGUAGUUUUGCGCGUUUGGACUUGAGAAAGACGGCAAUGCGACUGUCAAUUUCAUUGGAAGAAUUGCAUCAAAUUCUGAGAAAACUAAUUAUAGAUGGUCGCCUCGCGGCGAAGAUGGACCUUGUCGCGCACGUGUUGUUGAGAACUGAACCGAAUGAGGAUACCCGCGAGUACUCAACCCCGUGUUCAGUGCUUUUAGACUGUAUUCACCGAAACGAUCGAUGUGCCGCAGAUUUGGAGCAGUCUCUGCGUCUGCUGUCAUUGCAUCGGCAUCGCGCGUGGUAA
Molecule: messenger RNA, 1569 nt
Organism: Trypanosoma grayi
Lineage: Eukaryota; Euglenozoa; Kinetoplastea; Trypanosomatida; Trypanosomatidae
Exons: 1
Coding region: 1-1569 (522 amino acids)
Cellular component (GO): COP9 signalosome
Source: RefSeq, a predicted model, not a curated record